AUGGGCAAGGAAUGCAACGUGCCCGGCUCCACCGGUGUACCUCUCUUGAGCGAUCAAACGCUGGCCUUUUGGCGCGAGCCCCUCGAGUUUUGUCGCAAACGCACCGAAAAACAUGGCAGCGUUUUUCAGACACGCUUGCUCAACCACGGUACCAUUGUUGUUUGCGACUACGACACGGCCCGCGAGGUCCUAGCUCUGCCCGAGGAAGCCGCCUCUGCUAGCGAAGCGUACGACGACUUGUUCCACGACGUUUUUGGUGAAGAGUCCAUCCUGCUGACCACCCACAACCGCGAGCAUAUUCGCCUCAAGUCCUGCCUCCUCACCUGGCUCGCACCAAGCAACAUCGAAGCCUUGGACCCCCUCCUCACAAACGUGGCCGCUCGAACCAAAGCAAGCAGUGACGAGCCCCUUGAUCUGUACCAGAAUUUGAAAGUCGUCUGCUUGCACGCCACUCUCAUGAUCAUGCUGGGUCUGGAGCAAUCCGUCAUUUAUGAACAGCACUUGGAAAGGCUCCUGCGAGACCACUGGCAUGGCAUUACCGGUCUGCUCAGUACUUUCAACCUGGGUCUGGGCAGCAAAAGCACGGUGGCCACGGCACAGGAGGCUCGUGACAUCUUGAUUCGCCUCAUUCAGGACCAACUUGUACGCGUGCGCGAAGAACCCGACAAUGCGGCCCUGACCUUUUUGCGCCAGUUUGAUAAGGCACUGGACGAAUAUGAUAACGCCUUCAAAGCCGACCAGCUCCUGCUUUUGGUCUCAGCGCUUGUACCCAAGGCCUUGGCCGCCUCCUUGACACUCGCGGUCUUACGUGAGACACAACGCUGCUAUCCCUCGAUGUUCGCCGUGCGCCGACACGUCAAAAAGAAUGAGGGCGUGGACGUGGGCCGCUUUCACAUUCCUCUGGGCUACCACAUCAUGGUGAUCAUUCCACUUGCCAAUGCCGACCCAGCUAUGUACGAGGAUCCCCAGCAUCGUCUCAUCUUCCAUGAUUGGGCUCAACGCGGAACACGUGCACCACAGAGUUUCAACCCGGAUCGCUGGGCCGAAAAUGUGCCCCGGCCCCUGACAUUUGGCCACGGCACACACGGUUGGCUGCCUGCAUCACCCACUACACAGCCUGCCCAGGACGAACACUGA
Molecule: messenger RNA, 1137 nt
Organism: Monosiga brevicollis MX1
Lineage: Eukaryota; Choanoflagellata; Craspedida; Salpingoecidae
Exons: 10
Coding region: 1-1137 (378 amino acids)
Biological process (GO): sterol metabolic process
Molecular function (GO): iron ion binding; oxidoreductase activity, acting on paired donors, with incorporation or reduction of molecular oxygen; heme binding
Source: RefSeq, a predicted model, not a curated record